AUGAAUUGGAGAACUCUGAGCCAAUGUGAUAACCAACUGGAUACUAUUAUUCAAAAUUUGAUUCACUUGGAUUCUUACCGACAAGACAGAUUCCUCAAUUUCACCACUGAUAUGAACUUGAGUCUUGACGAGCUAAUACUGGCUGAUUCAGUGAACUACGACCAAAAAACUAUUGAUUUCCAGCCUGAUUAUGAUCACUGGGCAAUUGUUAACCACAUCACUGCAAUUGAUUUCAUGAAGCGUAUGGAUUUUGUUAAGAAGCUGCCAUCUGACGAUUUGACUAGCUUGAUAAAAUCCAAUCACCUGCAACAUGUGUUUCUUUGGAACGCUAUGCGCUCAUACUGUGACAAUAUAGGAUAUGUUUGCUAUCCAGGAGGAAUCGAUGUUCUUACUGCCUCGUUAACUUCUCUAUUCCCGGAACAUCCCCAGGUUCUGAAUAAAUUCAGAUGCUCCCUGAUCGGUAAGUUGGCCGAAGUUCGAAUCACCAAGGAGGAAUUUCUUCUGCUCAGUGCUAUCCUUAUUUGUAACACAGGUACCAAUGGUCUGAUAUUCCAAUUGGCAUUUUAA
Messenger RNA from Caenorhabditis remanei, 567 nucleotides. RefSeq lists its product as uncharacterized. The coding region runs from base 1 to 567 and encodes 188 amino acids. NCBI's taxonomy places the organism in Eukaryota, Metazoa, Nematoda, Chromadorea, Rhabditida, Rhabditidae. The transcript has a single exon. The record is from RefSeq and is a predicted model, not a curated record.